GGCUGUGGUAUUAUUAUACGGUGCAGCGAACGGCGUCGAUACGCUACCGUCCAUUUCAGCAUUUUAAUGUCAAAAUGGGAGCUUGUCUGGCCUUGUGUUCUUUAGCCAGCUGUGCCUCCUGUCUGUGUGGCUCAGCACCAUGCCUUCUGUGUGGAUGCUGCCCCUCUUCCAAUAACUCCACUAUCACAAGGCUGGUAUUCUCCUUCUUCUUGCUGCUGGGGACCAUGGUGUCUGUCAUCAUGAUCCUUCCUGGAAUGGAAACACAGCUGCGAAAAAUCCCAGGAUUUUGCCAAGGAGGAACCACUAUACUUGGUAUUGAAAACAAGGCCAACUGUGAUGUCCUUGUGGGCUACAAGUCUGUGUACCGUAUGUGCUUCGCCAUGACCUGCUUCUUCUUUCUGUUCUCCGCAAUCAUGAUUCGUGUCCGUAGCAGCAAAGACCCACGUGCAGCCAUUCAAAAUGGGUUCUGGUUCUUUAAGUUUCUGAUCCUGGUUGGGAUAACAGUGGGAGCUUUUUUCAUCCCUGACGGAACAUUUCAUACUGUGUGGUUUUACUUUGGAGUGGUGGGAUCCUUCAUCUUCAUUAUCAUCCAACUUAUUCUCCUCAUCGACUUUGCCCAUUCCUGGAACAAGGUGUGGGUAGAAAAUGCUGAAAAUAGUGACAACAAAUGCUGGUUUGCAGGCCUGCUGUCUUUUACCUUCAUCUACUAUGCCCUGGCUAUCACUGCUGUGGUGCUUUUCUACGUUUACUACACACAGCCUGAUGACUGCACAGAGCACAAGGUCUUCAUCAGCCUCAACCUUAUCUUCUGCAUUAUUAUAUCCAUUGUCUCCAUCCUUCCUAAGAUACAGGAAGCUCAGCCACACUCUGGUUUGCUCCAGGCUUCACUCAUCUCCCUCUACACUAUGUAUGUCACUUGGUCUGCAAUGACCAACAAUCCAAAUCGGAACUGUAACCCCAGCCUAUUGAGUCUAGUGUCAAACAUCAGCACCACUGUACCAUCUGGUGACGGCACUACAGGACAGGUGCAGUGGUGGGAUGCCCAGGGCAUCGUAGGUUUGGUCAUCUUCCUUUUCUGCACUCUCUAUGCCAGUAUUCGUUCGUCCAGCAACACCCAGGUAAACAAGCUGAUGCAGACAGAGGAGAGUGGAGGAGAGGGUGGAGGAGAGGGUGUAGUGGGAGAGGACGGCAUACGCAGAGCCGUGGACAAUGAGGAAGAGAGAGUCACCUACAACUACUCCUUUUUCCACUUCCACCUCUGUCUGGCCUCUCUGUACAUCAUGAUGACUCUCACCAACUGGUACCAACCGGACACCACCACCCAGGCCAUGCAGAGCAGUAUGCCUGCUGUGUGGGUGAAGAUGAGCUCCAGCUGGCUGGGCCUUGGCCUCUACCUCUGGACCCUCAUCGCCCCACUCAUCUUCCCUGAUAGGGAUUUCAACUGAGCACACCUUGUCUUUUGGCUGUCUUUGAUUCUGCUUUUUUUUGUUUGUUUGUUUGUUUGUUUGUUUUCGUGCCUAAUGUAGAAGGCAGUGUGAAGGAUGCUAUAAAGGAAAUAGGAAGGAUGCUAUAAGGGAAAUACUUAAAAUUAUUAUUUUUUCUUUUCCAGAUGAACACUUUUGCUAUUGUGUGUCUAUUGUUUUACUUUUCUCAGUAUGUUUGAGUGUUGUAAUCACUACAGAUAUUUGAAAGUGUAAAUUGAUUUUAUUAGUUAGCCUGUUUGAUGCUGGUGUUAGCCACAAGAAGGUAUUUUCUUUGCCAAUGACUCACCUUGAUGUGGCAUGAUUGUAUGAGCUCUGUUAUAUUUUUGCUGAAUUUUAGUUACUGGACUAUCACAAAGCAACAAGGCACUUUCUCAAUACCUCAGACGUUUCAUUUACAGAUUCCCUUUUUAAGGCCUGUGAGAUCAGACUUCUCUGAUUGGCCAGGUCUGGAGCCUGUCUGAUUAGCUGGACUCUUAGUGCUGGUGCAACCAGGGUAGCCCUCUUUAGGAGCCCCAGAGCGAGGUGAGUGUGAGAGUUAGAUAAGACUAAUAUGACACACCCCACAGAUCAUAACAGGGCUUCCCCUUUGCUGCUGGGCUGUAUGCAAAUCUACGUCAUCGCACCUUGAUCCAGAGAGUCCUAAUAUACAACCAGUCUAAUCUCAGCUCUUCCUUGCCUUCUUCAACCUAAGGUAAUUAAUCUGCGGUGCUAAGCCUUUCCAUGUCUGACUGUGUUUGGCCUUGUACAGCCACGGUAACAGUCUGUACCUGUAUAGCAGUCUAUUUGCAGCAGGGAGGCUUGUAUUGAUCCAUAGCAGUCAGCAUCAUGCAAUGUGCAGCGAUACGGUUCAGGAGGUGAUGGCGUUAACUCCACGCCACCUGCGCUCUCACAGAUACCAUUAUUUCCAGAAUGUUGCAGAGUGUGCUACUGAGUCUAGAGAAAAGGGAUUUUUAAAUGUUGUAAUGUAAAAAAAACAAUAAUGAAGCAUUUCAGAAAUGAUAAAUUGCUGUUAAAUGGUAAUGAGCUGCAUAGUAUGUUGAUGGUUGUAAUGGUGUUAAGUAAUUUUAUGCAUUAUAUAGUAGUUACCUCAAUUUCAGUAUGAACAGAAUGAGUUAAAAUAAGAUGAGUAUAUUUUGUACUUGUGAAAAAUGAUUUUGGUACAAUCCUGUAAAUGUUAUCCUUUGUCUAUGUUAUGUUCUUUUUCAAUACUUCAACACCCACACACACACAAAUCAGACUUUCUGUGUCUCUGGCUGCAUGUGAAUAUUGUGAAUAGAUUUUUCCAGGUGAUGUGAUAAAUUGAGUCGUUUUAUAUUAAUUUUGUUUAUCACACAUGUCAAAUGUAUUUUACCAUUAUCCACCUACAAAGGAAAAGUAUUUAGACAGAUUUGCCAACAUUAGAUCAUAACAUGCAAUAUUUCAAAACACUAUUAAGUGCCUUUUUGUAGUUCAGCAUUUCAAAAAAAGUCACUAAUGCUGACGUGCUUAUUAUGCCUUGCCUUACACAUUGUGGUGAGUCAGUCAUUGCAUGCCAUAAGGCAUAGGCCUUUGGCAUGAAUUAAUAUUGUAAUUAAUGUAUAAAUUUUAUUUUUAAUAAAGAUGAAAAACCUUCACUCA
Seriola dumerili (greater amberjack) is the source of this 3101-nucleotide messenger RNA. RefSeq names its product serine incorporator 1-like (gene serinc2l). The record is from RefSeq and is a predicted model, not a curated record. Gene Ontology annotation, cellular component: membrane. Lineage: Eukaryota; Metazoa; Chordata; Actinopteri; Carangiformes; Carangidae. The transcript has 10 exons. Bases 75 to 1445 code for a protein of 456 amino acids.